Messenger RNA from Pipra filicauda (Wire-tailed manakin), 2335 nucleotides. It is a transcript of the gene ELOVL2, whose product is annotated as ELOVL fatty acid elongase 2. Gene Ontology annotation, cellular component: endoplasmic reticulum; endoplasmic reticulum membrane. The transcript has 8 exons. The coding region runs from base 185 to 1078 and encodes 297 amino acids. Gene Ontology annotation, biological process: fatty acid elongation, polyunsaturated fatty acid; very long-chain fatty acid biosynthetic process; fatty acid elongation, saturated fatty acid. Gene Ontology annotation, molecular function: fatty acid elongase activity. The record is from RefSeq and is a predicted model, not a curated record. NCBI's taxonomy places the organism in Eukaryota, Metazoa, Chordata, Aves, Passeriformes, Pipridae.
UCCCCAUCCAUCCUCUUUGCUCUCCCGUCCCUCCCAACCUCGUGUCCGCCGGCAACCGGCGGGGGCGGGCUCGGCAGAGCCGGGGAGGAGGCGGUGCCUUAUAGCGGGGGCUCGGGGGCCGCGCCUGCAGAGCUCUCCGAGCCCGGCGAUACCCUGGACAGCGCCUCGCCGCCGCUCCGCCGCCAUGGAGACCCUGAAAGCUUUUGACCGGGAAGUAAAUGCGUUUGUGGACUAUAUGUUUGGACCUCGAGAUGCCAGAGUUAGAGGAUGGUUCCUUUUGGACUCUUACCUUCCCACAUUUUUCCUUACUGGAGCAUAUCUACUCUGCAUAUGGCUGGGCAAAAUGUUCAUGAAGAACAGGCCUCCUUUCUCUCUCAGGGCUCACCUCAUUGUGUAUAACCUUGGGAUCACACUGCUCUCCUUCUACAUGCUCAUAGAGCUCAUCCUUGCCACAUGGGAAGGCGGCUACAACUUGCAGUGCCAGAACCUCCACAGUGCAGGGGAGGCCGACAUCCGGGUAGCCAAGGUGCUGUGGUGGUAUUAUUUUUCCAAAGUAAUUGAAUUCAUGGACACUAUCUUCUUUGUACUGAGAAAGAAAAGCAGCCAGAUCACCUUCCUUCAUGUGUAUCACCAUGCCACUAUGUUUAACAUUUGGUGGUGUGUUCUGAACUGGAUACCUUGUGGGCAAAGUUUCUUUGGACCCACUUUGAAUAGCUUUAUCCAUGUGCUUAUGUACUCUUACUACGGACUGUCAGUCAUCCCAUCCAUGCGCAAGUAUCUCUGGUGGAAGAAAUACCUCACUCAGGCACAACUGAUCCAGUUUCUGCUCACUAUUGUGCACACACUUAGUGCAGCUGUGAAGCCAUGUGGAUUCCCAUUUGGCUGCCUCAUGUUCCAGUCCUCCUACAUGGCCACACUGGUCAUUCUCUUUAUAAACUUUUACAUUAAGACAUACCGGAAAGCUCCUUCAAGAACAGCUAUAAAGGAAACCCCUGUCACAACAGAAAUCAAGAAUGGUUUUCAUAAGGACUACUUUGCUGCUGCCAAUGGAUUCCAGAACAAUAAGAAGGCACAAUAAGUACAGUGUUUCCUAUGACCUUUUUUCCUAAAAAAAGAAAAAAAGAAGAAAAAAGACUGAAUUACAAGCUUUAGCUUAAAACCUAUUUGAUUACAUUUAUCAGUUCUUUGUACCAGACACUUAUUAAUGUACUGCUAUUUAGGUUUUAACAAAGUGAGUAGGAUUACUUGUCUUGUCAAAGAUCACCAUCAGAACAUAGAAAGCCAAGAUCUUUCUCAUAUGAAGAAGAAAACCUUUCUGAUCUCUAAUGCUGACACAAAAACGCCUUAUGAAACACUUGAUGGAUAAAUCCAUCAAUGCCUUCAAAAGGUUAGGACUCUGUUCAGACUAAAACAGUGAGCACUUUCUGUGCAUGUGAGAGGUCUUGAGGCAAGGCUUCACAGUGCACUCAAUGCAUCCAGCUAAACUGUGGCCAAGGUCAGGAAAAUAAAGAGGGUAGAGGGAAAGGUGAGAAUCAUACCUUUUCUAUCACCAUACCCCUCUUUUCUUCUUCUCAGCCAUUCCCCAUAGCACAUUCCCUCCCUGUGGACACCAGCAAGGAGCCCUUUGAUCCUGUGGGAGGCCUAGGGAAGAACAUGACAGAGGGCAGAGCUCAGGUGCACCAUCCCAUAGUUAACAGACAGAUGUGCACAGCACUCAACUUUCUUGACAUAUGUGCAACCUGAUUCAAAUGCCAGGAAGGCUGGCAGAAGCUUGCUGUUUCAGGGGGCUGCAAUGGAAGUCCUUGGAACUGCCCAGUAUUGUAUCCUGAAUACAGAGCAAAAAAAGUCACUUUGGAUACACUAAUUAUUAGGAGUUCUGAGGAAAAGGAUGUUGAAAGAAGUAGGGGCUUAGCAAUUUAAAGAAGAUAAAUCCUGAGUGUAAAUGUGUAAAAGUUAAUCCUAUACAAACACUGCUAAUUUGAAGCAAACUGACAUGCCACAUAUUAAUAGACUGUAAGUUGCAGAAAAUCUUAAAAGCGGAUUCAGCAACGAGCAAAGCAUAUUGUACAGGAAUUUCUGUGCCAGGUGGACCUUAUUCAGACUGGUCUCUGACUGAAGAAACAGGUGGGACUGAGGCAUAAUCCUCUGCAGGGAAAGCAAGGAGAUACUGUCUGCAGCUGUAAAGGUGUCUCUCUCACAACAGCCUGCCACAUUCCAUGCUGCUUCAGUUAGCUGCAUUUUCCCCUCCCCAUCCCUUGAAUGGUUAGAAAUUCAAAAUAUUCAAGGUUGACAUUGUGGAUCUGCCCUCACCCUUUUCUCACUUAGCCCACUCCAU